Boeremia exigua is the source of this 681-nucleotide messenger RNA. RefSeq lists its product as uncharacterized. The transcript has 3 exons. Lineage: Eukaryota; Fungi; Ascomycota; Dothideomycetes; Pleosporales; Didymellaceae. The record is from RefSeq and is a predicted model, not a curated record. The coding region runs from base 1 to 681 and encodes 226 amino acids.
AUGACCGCCAGCGCUGGAGACGGAGACGGAGCCGACCCCAUGGACUCUUCUCGUCUUCUCCCAACAAACAGAGUCGAGUGUGCAAAAGACUCUCCUGACAAAAACACUCUCCAGACAGCUCAAAACUGCUCUCCACUUCUGCAACUUCCACCAGAGCUCCGCAAAAAGAUAUACAACUAUGUCUUCGACACCAUCUACGUAUCUCAGGUGCCGACAAGCUACAUCAGGGGUCGAGAAGAACUCCGAUUCUCAUGCCUCCCUAUGGUCAGCCGUCAGCUCCACUAUGAGACGCUAGGUCUGCAGAACACGUACACCCACAUCAACAUUGACCCUGAGCUCAGCGUCCGUCACGUUGCCUCUCUCAUAGGGGACAAGAACUCUCAGCUAGACGAAGGACGCUCGCCUGUGACUGACGAUAUGGUCACUCACUUGCCGUCUCUAGAACAUCUCACACUGAUCAACCAGUUUACGUCACCUCUGCUUCGUCUGCCGGCGGAGUUGCGCAACGAUAUCUACGUAUCGGCCUCUUCGUCCAUAACACUUAUCCGCAAGAAGAUUAACCUCCAGAGCCGCGAUCUGUCUGUGAGAGACUGGAACAACGCCUUCCGCUUCGAGAACUCUAACAAAGGGUUGAGCCAAACAUGUCACCAGCUUCAACAGGAGACGUUCAAGUUUAACUAA